Molecule: messenger RNA, 1311 nt
Organism: Daucus carota subsp. sativus
Lineage: Eukaryota; Viridiplantae; Streptophyta; Magnoliopsida; Apiales; Apiaceae
Exons: 2
Coding region: 173-862 (229 amino acids)
Source: RefSeq, a predicted model, not a curated record
UAUUCAUGAUCUGAGAAAUGAGAGCGUAGAAUAAUUGCUGCAUUCAAUUCGCAUCAUUUCACGGUCUCCCUGAGCCUUUAUCAACUAUUUUUACACCCUCCACUUCAUCUCCCUCUCUUAUAUAACCUCUUGCAACUCUUGAGUGAAGUUAGCUAACAACGACAUUGAUUUAAUGGGAGGGUCUCAAGCUAAACAAAGAGGUACCCACGUUAAGGACCGCGAGGUAGAAGCUCUGAGGGAAAAGCUGAAACUGCAGAAAGAGGACAUGGAGGAGAUAAUGAGCAUGAGGGAAAUGGAGAGUCAGAGCUAUGAGCAAGAAAAGAUGGUUUUCGUGAUCAAGGAGGCGGAGUGGAAGAUGGAGAGGAAGCGAUUGAGGGAUCAAGUGAAGGAGUUUUCGAGGAAAUUGGAGGAGAAGGAAGUGAAGAUCAGAGGGCUUAUGGUAGAUGAGGAGCUGGUGGGGGAUGAAUGUGAGUAUGAGAGGAAAAUGCAGGGGAAUAGGAAUUAUCUCAUGGAAUGCAUGAGGGAGGAGAGAUCGCGACGAGACGAGGCGGUUGAUAAGUGGAAGAAGCUUUAUUUGGCCAUCAGGACUGAGCUGGAUCAUGUUAUUAAGAUGACACAUCAAGAAGAGCGGAUGACUUGGAGACUAGGCGAGGCAAAUUUGAUAAACGAGAUGUACAGGGAGCUGGAGGCCAAGGAAGAUACCAUCGAAGCGUUGAGGGAACAGUUAGCUUCACAGGAGAAGGAAAAAAGCAGGAUGGAGAGAGAGGCGGAUAUACUAAGGCAGAGCAUGCGAAUAAUGACCCACAGGAAGGGUAAGCGCAGUGCCAAGUGUUCCAAAAAGUCCCUCGCAAAACAGAAAUGAGGUUCCGAUCAGAUGUCACACAGACUAUCACUACGAGAGACAGGCCAUUAUCGAUCGAAAACCGUGCGACACUGGAUCGGAUGUCACACAGACUAUCACUACAAUCACUACAAGAAACAGGCCAUUAUCGAUAAAAAAAACCGUCCUAGCAACAUUGUGGCUCGACUUAAAGGGCAUAAGCGACCAAUUAACAACGAUUGUGACAGAUUGUGUGGAGAUCAGUAAUGACGGCAUUACCGACUAAUGAUGAUCAGUUCCAACCGUUUUCCAUGGUUGCUUUGAGGCCUUAUUCUGGUUGUGAAUACUACCUAUGUUGCAAUAAUUCUUCAAUAAUCCAGAAAAAGAUUCAUAUACUUGUAAUGUAUCAUGUGUGAAAGUGAAGCAGCACAGAUUUAUAUACUUUAUAUGUGUUAUAUUUCUCAUCAUUUUAUAAAGUUAUUCUUCAUAUA